AUGCGGGGUGGGAGGGGCGUGGCGUUCAGCAGGGACGCUCUGAAAUGUCCUCUCAGGGUCGGCGUGUUGUGGAAUGACGUAAUGUUACACCUGUACCGGGCCGUCUCUGCAGGUGGUGGUCGGCAUUCCAGGCUGAGUACAGCUUAUGGAAGAAGAAUCAGUGUCCGGUUUUCCAGUUCAGGAAUGACCUUAGACAGUAUCAGUCGGGCAGCUGUGGAUCGAAUAAUCCGGGUGGAUCACGCAGGUGAAUAUGGAGCGAACCGAAUCUAUGCAGGACAGAUGGCCGUCCUGGGCCGGACCAGUGUCGGGCCAGUCAUUCAGAAAAUGUGGGAUCAAGAAAAGGAUCACUUGAAAAAGUUCAACGAGUUGUUGGUUGCUUUCAGGGUGCGGCCGACGAUUCUGAUGCCCUUUUGGAAUGUGGCAGGGUUUGCACUGGGUGCGGGAACCGCCCUGCUUGGGAAGGAGGGAGCAAUGGCCUGCACUGUGGCUGUGGAAGAGUCCAUAGCACAUCACUAUAACAACCAGAUCAGGACGCUGAUGGAGAAGGAACCUGAAAAAUACACGGAACUUCUUCAGGUGAUAAAGAAAUUUCGGGAUGAAGAGCUGGAGCACCAUGACAUAGGCCUUGAACAUGAUGCACAACUGGCUCCAGCAUACACCGUCUUGAAGAGCCUCAUCCAGGCCGGAUGCAGCAUGGCGAUAUAUUUAUCAGAAAGAUUUUAAACUCUGACCUUUCAGGGGAAAUGUGAUUUUAAAAUUGGACACCAUCCAAAGAUGAUGCCAGGAGAACAAAGGAUGUUAUUUUGCAAGCAGCAUAGUUCCAAAGAGGCAACCCAAGGUACAGUUCUUUGCAUGUAUUUGAUUCUCUUGCUACUCAAAGCAUCGUCCACAGACCACCUGACAGCAUGUGAGAAAUACAAAACUCGGACCUCCUCCCCAGACCUUCUGAAACAGAAUCUGCAUUUUUAACAAGAUGUGGUCGUUUUAGACUCUGUCCCCACAUUCCUUGAUACUCCUCUUUGCGGGAGCCCAAUUCCCCUUGCCUUGAGUGUGGGCUGUGCACUUGGUGACUUGUUUCUCACCAGUGGUAGAAAUGAUGGAGUGUGACCGCCCAGGCUGCCAGCUCAUAAAAGACUAUUUCAGCUUUCACCUCUCUCUCUGGGAUCACUCAGUCUAGGGAAAGCCCACUGCCGUGUGGUAAGAACGCUCCAGUGGUUAAUCUGUAGAGAGGAUCACAGGGCGAAGAGCUGAGACCAUCUGCCAGUAACCAUGUAUGGGCACCAUCUGGGGAGAGAAGCCUUUAGCCCCAGUCCUGCCGACAUCCUGUCGGCAACCUCACGAGAGACCCGGAGCCAGGAUCACCCAGGUAAACCACUCUGUCCUGACUGUCAGCAGCUACUUUUGAUAAUAAAUGCUUAUUGUUUUCCGCU
Molecule: messenger RNA, 1430 nt
Organism: Neogale vison (American mink)
Lineage: Eukaryota; Metazoa; Chordata; Mammalia; Carnivora; Mustelidae
Gene: COQ7
Product: coenzyme Q7, hydroxylase
Exons: 7
Coding region: 1-723 (240 amino acids)
Biological process (GO): regulation of reactive oxygen species metabolic process; ubiquinone biosynthetic process; regulation of gene expression
Cellular component (GO): mitochondrial inner membrane; nucleus
Molecular function (GO): 3-demethoxyubiquinol 3-hydroxylase activity
Source: RefSeq, a predicted model, not a curated record